GCGCCCCGGACGCCGGCGGGGCGGCCGAGGCUUCUGUGAGAAGGCGCUCGAGGCUGCUGAGGAGCGAACCCGCAGAGGAGGCGGGGAGGCGGUGGCCGCGCUCGUUCGCUUCCCGGCGCCGCCAAGGGUCCGCCGCCGCGCCUCCAGCCCGCGUGCCGCUCGGUGGCUCCUCGCACGAGCACCCGCGGACCGGCUGAGUCCCCGGCUGCCGUCUCGAGUCUCCCGCUCCCUCUGACCCCGCGCGCGGGGCGAGCCGGCGCCACACCUGUGGAACGGCCGUCGUCGCGGGUGUCCGCCGAGCAGCGCCCGAGGCGCGUCCCCUCCGCUGGGCUCCACGGGCAGAAUGGGGCUCCCGGCGCUCGAGUUCAGCGACUGCUGCCUCGACAGCCCGCACUUCCGAGAGACGCUCAAGUCACACGAAGCGGAGCUGGACAAGACCAACAAAUUCAUCAAGGAGCUCAUCAAGGACGGGAAGUCGCUCAUUAGCGCGCUCAAGAAUUUGUCUUCAGCGAAGCGGAAGUUUGCAGAUUCCUUAAAUGACUUUAAAUUUCAGUGGAUAGGAGAUGCAGAAACAGAUGAUGAGAUGUGUAUAGCGAGAUCUUUGCAAGAAUUUGCCACUGUUCUCAGGAAUCUUGAAGAUGAGCGGAGUCGCAUGAUUGAAAAUGCCAGCGAGGUGCUCAUUACACCCUUGGAGAAGUUUCGAAAGGAGCAGAUCGGGGCUGCCAGGGAAGCCAAAAAGAAGUAUGACAAAGAGACAGAGAAGUAUUGUGGCAUCUUAGAAAAGCAUUUGAAUCUGUCUUCUAAGAAGAAGGAGUCCCAGCUGCAGGAGGCAGACAGCCAAGUGGACCUGGUCCGGCAGCAUUUCUAUGAAGUGUCCCUGGAGUAUGUCUUUAAGGUGCAGGAAGUCCAAGAGAGAAAGAUGUUUGAGUUUGUGGAGCCUCUACUGGCCUUCCUGCAAGGACUCUUCACUUUCUAUCACCAUGGUUAUGAGCUGGCCAAGGAUUUUGGUGACUUUAAGACGCAGUUGACCAUCAGCAUACAAAAUACAAGAAACCGCUUUGAAGGAACCAGGUCUGAAGUGGAAUCGCUGAUGAAGAAGAUGAAGGAAAAUCCCCUUGAGCACAAGACCAUCAGCCCCUACACCAUGGAAGGGUACCUCUAUGUGCAGGAGAAACGUCACUUUGGAACUUCUUGGGUGAAGCACUACUGUACAUACCAACGGGAUUCCAAACAGAUCACCAUGGUUCCAUUUGACCAAAAGUCAGGAGGAAAGGGGGGAGAAGACGAGUCCAUCACCCUCAAAUCCUGCACGAGGCGGAAGACAGACUCCAUCGAGAAGAGAUUCUGCUUUGAUGUGGAAGCCGUAGACAGGCCAGGGGUUAUCACCAUGCAGGCGUUGUCGGAAGAGGACCGUAGGCUCUGGAUGGAAGCCAUGGAUGGCCGGGAACCUGUCUACAACUCAAACAAAGACAGCCAGAAUGAAGGGACUGCACAGUUGGACAGCAUCGGCUUCAGCAUAAUAAGGAAAUGCAUCCAUGCAGUGGAAACCAGAGGGAUCAAUGAGCAAGGACUCUACAGAAUCGUGGGGGUCAACUCCAGGGUGCAGAAGCUGCUGAGUGUCUUGAUGGAUCCCAAAGCAGCUUCUGAGACAGAAACCGAUAUCUGUGCGGAAUGGGAGAUAAAGACGGUCACUAGUGCUCUAAAGACCUACCUGAGAAUGCUUCCAGGACCACUCAUGAUGUACCAGUUUCAAAGAAGUUUCAUCAAAGCGGCAAAGCUGGAAAACCAAGAGACUCGAGUCUCUGAGAUCCACAGCCUUGUUCAUCGGCUCCCGGAGAAGAAUCGGCAGAUGUUGCAGCUGCUCAUGAACCACCUGGCAAAUGUUGCCAACAACCACAAGCAGAACUUGAUGACUGUGGCAAACCUUGGCGUGGUGUUUGGACCCACCUUGCUGCGGCCUCAGGAAGAAACAGUGGCAGCCAUCAUGGACAUCAAGUUUCAGAACAUUGUCAUUGAGAUCUUAAUAGAGAACCAUGAAAAGAUAUUCAACACCGUGCCUGACGUGCCCCUCACCAAUGCCCAGCUACACCUGUCCCGGAAGAAAAGCAGCGACUCCAAACCCCCAUCCUGCAGCGAGAGGCCCCUGACGCUCUUCCAUGCUAUGCCGUCCACAGAGAAACUGGAGCAAAGGAACAGCAUCAUCAACUCCAGUUUGGAAUCAGUAUCCUCCAGUGCAAACAGCAUCCUUAAUUCUAGCAGCAGCCUGCAGCCCAAUAUGAACUCCAGUGACCCAAACCUGGAUGUGGUCAAACCUACUCGGCCCAAUUCACUCCCCCCGAAUCCAAGCCCAACUUCACCCCUCUCGCCAUCAUGGCCCAUGUUCUCGGCGCCAUCCAGCCCUAUGCCCACCUCAUCCACGUCCAGCGACUCAUCCCCCGUCAGGCCAGAAGAAGCAGUUCGUGAAGACUCCAGCACACCGUUCCGGAAGGCAAAGGCCUUGUAUGCCUGCAAAGCCGAACACGACUCUGAGCUUUCCUUCACGGCAGGCACCAUCUUCGAUAACGUUCAUCCAUCUCAGGAGCCUGGCUGGUUGGAGGGGACUCUGAAUGGAAAGACUGGCCUCAUCCCAGAGAACUACGUGGAGUUCCUCUAACCUGGAGCCCCCGGCAGAGCUGCUGAGCUUUACGUGGUCUCCAUGACAACUGCUGAUUCUGGCGUUGGGGGCCACUUUUCAUUGCCACUGAGAAAGCAGGGAACCUGACUCUUGCUUCCUGCCAACAUGAAUGCCUCUGGGAACUUGUGUCACGUCUCUCCACGAUCAUCUCAGCUGACGACACCACAGUGAUGCUGCAAGAAUUGAAAGUCAAUGAGCAGAGGAGGCCAUUUGAUUUGGAUAACCUAGAGGAAGCCUUGCAAAGCUGUUUUCUCAUGAGUACCCUAAACAGCGAGCCCUGAUUUUGUUUCAACAGUCAUCCAAACCCCCAGGUUCUGGAAGGAGGAAACAGGAUGAGAAUAGUCUUACAGAAAGGGCAGCAUUGCUGAGUCGGACAAGGCAGGGCAAAGAUGCAGGCUGCCUCGACUGCUGUUUCCAGCAGACACUCGUUCUCUCUCCUUCCUUCUCCCAGAGACACAGUGCUGCAGGCAGCUGGGCCUGUCGGCAAGCACACAGGAUGAAGGGGUUGCCGCGCUGUUUAUGGAAGGUCCAAUCUCUCACCAUCUCCUGAGCAGCUGUCGGCCUACACUCAGCAGAUUUCAGUCCAGUCCUCUCAUGCAAAGAAGCACAUGCCCCUCACGUUCUCUGCCACUGAAGGCUUCCAUCACUGCCAUCACCUAGUAACCAUAGCAACCCAACCUACUUUAAAACUAAGCCAAAAAUAAUACUCCUCUUUGUAUGACAACCCCCUCUACCAGCUCUGGUGGUUUUUUUUUUUUUUUUUUUUUUUUUUUUAAUGGUCUUCCAACAAUCUGAAGCAGAGGAUUAGACCAUUAGGGUGGUCUCUCUGGGGCAGACAGGAUAGCAACUGGGGACUGUUCCUUUUCUGGUAAUGUCAACAUCAUCAGCAUAGGUUUGGAGCAAACUUUAAGAACCUGUUGAGAUUAAAUCCCAUACACAGUCAAUGCUUCUGUUCUUCAUGUAACGAGUUUUUGCUUCAGAGGGCAAGAUGCUGCCUCUCUCUAGGCUAGCAUCUAACAGGUCCCCUCCAGUUCUCCCCCUACCCCCUCUCUGCUGCCUGCCUUUGCCCUUGCCAAUAACCCCCAAACAGUUCCCUAGAAUGCUUUUGCUACUGAGGUCCUGUGGAGUUUAGAGAUGAUUCUUGGGCCAUACCUAUAGCCUGAAUUUUAAAAGGACAUUUGUAUUCACUGCCACCCGAAAAAGAGGGAAUCAUUAACUAGGUUAUCCAGGCAUGAGACUAAUAUAGACCAUUAAGAAUCUGGAAGACACCAGAUGUUGAGGCCUAGGGGCUAGGUUGGGUGCCUUCUAGGAGAGGGAAUUCCCAAUUAAAAGGCUCUGGGUUUUAACUGUUGUGCAUGGGAGACCACAUGGACAUUUCAACGUCACAUGACCUCCAAAGAACAGAAUCAUGGUAUCUUCACAGAUGAAUGCCCUUAUUAGAGGGACUCUGGACAGACAAACUGCCCCACUCUCCAGGAGCUCCUUGGAUGGCAGUGUUGCUCCGGAGUAUCUUUGGCUCUGGGGACUCCCUUAGGGUUCUAUAAUGAAGAAAAGAAAAACUUGAAUUGUGUUGAAUUACUGUAUCUUUUGCUUUUUUUUUUAAAGAUAAACUUGUAAAUAGAAUGAUUUGAAAUAUUAUAUGGUAAAGUUUUAUAUUUGAUAUUCUUUAAGCUAGUCGCUCCAUACAGUUAGUAUUUUGAUUGCUGAACAAGUGUAUUUAAAGGGUGUAAGAGAGGCAGAGUAGAUGAGUCAUGGUCAUGUCCCCUCUCUGGCCCAGUGAAAGAAUGUUUCCCUGUGAUUCCUGUCGGGAAGCCUGAAAAGUCCAUUGUAUUCAGUUUUCUUUAUCUACGUGUGAUUUCAGGCUUCAGAGCUCAGAAAGUGUUUUCAGGUAAUGAAUUUUCAAAGAACUCCCAUCUAACAGUAAAGUGACACUCAGGAUUUAAAAUGGUGGGGCAAGGGGUGACGUGUUUGUUUGUUUUUGUUUGUUCUUCUCAGGUGUAUUUCUUGGUACCCCAGGAUGUCCAGACAAAAGGAGAUGAGACAAUUACUCCUUUUCUUCCACACACCCUAAGGUUUUUAUAACUAUAGCCUAGCUGGUAUAGAAAUGUAUCUCUCAGUGCUAAGAACAGAACAAGGAAGCCAGCGCUGUGCUUCUUAGUUGUUGGUGCGCUUUUACUCCUCCUGUGGCUAUGUCUGCACUUCCCUCUCACCUCCAGAUUCCCUGCAGCUCCAGAGGAAGAGUCUGCCACGAGGGAUGGAGACUGCACCAUCACGGUUUUUAGAGCGCCUGUAAUGUUAACAGGAGUUGACUGUUGUGACUCAGUAUUGACUUUACCAGCUACAGGAUUGUACUGUUGUCCCCCAGGAACUCAGCCAGGAGGAAGGGCGACUCUGCCCUGCAGUCAGGGAAGCAGAGCAAGGCAAACAGAGGACUCAGAACUGCCAUUGAUGCUGGGUGUGAUGGCUCAUGCCUUGUAGUCUUAUCACUUUGCGAGGCAGAGGCAAGAGGAUUGCUGAAGUCCUAAGCCAGCCGGGUUUGGGGGUGGGGAGAGGGAUUGAAAACAGGAAGAAAGGAAAUAGGUGACACAGGUUCCAUACCUAUUCCCUGUGAGCUUGAGAACAAGGUUGGAAAUAGGGCCUGAAGGGCAUGCACGCUCAAGGAGCAUUGAAAGAGCCCAGCAUGAUACUUUUAAUAUGUCUGAUGAUUUAAAUUGUCACCUGCCCCAUCAUAAGUGAGGUGUUCUUGUAGUCAGGGCCCAGCAUGACUGCUUGGUUACAUAUCCCUCUCUCCCGAGCUGGCCUUGGUUUGAAGCUGCUCUCUGAGGCUGACCUCCUUCCAGUUUCCCUGAGGCCAUGUGUGGCCUAUGACAGAUGGUCACUCUGGUUCCCUCUGUCCAGCUAGGCCUCCCUCUUCCUCAUCAGCUAAAGAACUGGGGAGAUGAAUACGAGCCAAGUGAACUGGAAGAUUAAAAAUGAAAUGUACCCUUUCUGCUCUCUGAACACCCCCUCAGCUCCCAUGAAUAAGGAAAACGGGGGUAGAAUGUGGGGAGUGAGUUAUCAGAAUGGAAGUCCAUUGACUGGACUCCCAAAGGUUUCCCUGGAGCGUUGAGCUCCUCUUGUAAGGCCCUGGGAUCAGGCGGUUGGGACCUGGAUUUGGGGGCGUUAUGAUUGGCUUCACUCCACCUCGAGAUGCAGAGCUCCAUAACUGAAGAGAAGAUAGCUGAUUUCAGAUCCCUGUCCCCAAGCAAGGAAAACCGGGUCUUGCUCAAAUGGAUGGAAUUCUCUCCCAGUUUUCAAGAUCAAUGUCUAAGAGUAAACUCCGUUUAGUGGGCCCCUCAGUAGUCUAUAAGUCUUGGAGCCAGUUUUUAGUAUUUCUAAAGCCUAUAUGUGAAUGCUUGUGGGUGCUUUUUUACAGGGAAGCAAAGAAAAACUUAGCAUAAGUACUUACAGACUGGCACUGGUUGGUAGAACUGAACCAUGCUGGUUUCUUGGGAAUUGCAGGCACUUGCCCACAACUCCAGACAUGAGUGUGCCAUACCUGGAUCUCAGAGAGAAAUCCUUGUCAGCUGUAUCUUCUACCCGAAAAUGGUAGUACCAAUUAUACCAAAAGCUGUUUCUCAGCCUUAGAGGUUCCGAAAGCAUCCAUUAUUAAGGCAUGGGGAAAUAGAGUAAAGAUGGUGAGAUCAUCUGUUCCAUGGCAGGCUGUUGACACCUUCCAUCCUCUGUCAUCUGCUUCCAGAGACGAGGCUGCUCUCCUAGCUUCAUAGCCAUGGAGCUCCUGGGUGCACCAGCGACCACCCCGGCACCUCACAUUUGCUCUAUUACUCACCAUCCCUAGUAGAUGAGGGAACCACGCAUCUGCUUAGAUACCUGACUUUCAAAGGAAUCUCCUGGGUGUCUGUGAAGGGAGUUAUCUGCCACCUCUGGCAGACUUGACAGUGAUCACUUAUGCCGACAGCCCUGCCCCAUAGCCCUUUAAUCAGCCAGGUACCCCUCACACCCCACAGUGGUGUUUGAAAAAUGUCAUUUGUACUCAAAUAUUUCUGCAGCCAUGUUGAUCUAGGGGUUGUCUGUGAGCAUAGCAUCAAAAUGCCAAGAAGAGAGCAGUGAGCCUUGCACAUUCCUCCAACACACCUGAGACGAGACUCCAACAAGUAAUAAUUAGCUUUCUUCCUUUUGCCGCCCACGGUACUUGUCUAACUUAAGAGAGUUUCCCAAAGCAGACAGAGAUUCCAGGUGUCGCUCAGAGGCAGCCCUGUGUUCAUGGGGAGAAAAGCGUCGAUACAGAAGCUCCAGGAUUGGAAAGGGAAAGUGAGCCACAUUGAGGAGCCCCAGGUCUUUAAAGAGUACUAAGAUACUGCUCUUAAGUGAGCAGUAUGUCUUAUGAGGGGGUGAGGGGUGAAACUGGACUACCACCAGAAAAAUUUCACAACUAAUGAUUUUUCACAAGUCUGUAGGACAUUACAAAAUGCCCUUCAUGGCGGACUGUUUUAGAGAGCAACAACUGAGCAUAGUCCUAAACCAUGGAAGAUGAGUCAAGAACUAUUGUGUCAAAAUUAGUGUAGUUGGUGGGGACCAGAGUAUGGGCAAUUCAAUGUCUGAGUGACCUGGAGUAGCUUCAGCCAGGCUGGGACAUUUUGUGUCAUCCCACACCCACAGUUCCAAUAGGCUUAACACCGACGAGACAAACAGCGUUCCUGGGGGUCAAGAUGCCAGGACCAGCGUUGUGGCUGUGAAAACAGACAUCUGGUGAUUCUAAAAGCUGUGUGUGCAUGUGUUCGUGUGUAUGUGUCAUGUGUAGCAUAUAACUACAUGUGUAAAGAUACAGCCUCACGUGUAGACAUGCAUGAGCUGGCACUUCCAAAGCUUUUACAGCCUUGGAGAUUUGGAAGGAGGGUCUCAGAGGAAUGAGAGGCUGAUGAUUUCCAUGCAAAAGAUCAAAGAUAUAAAUGAAGUGCCAUCUAAACCCCAUGUUCAUAUUUAUCACGUAGUUAUCUGCAGCUGUGUUCCUUGGUGACUUAUUAAAAGUCAUGUUAAAAACUCAAACCAUAAAUUCCCAAUAGCUAAUGCUAGGCUAGUGUUCAAAAGCACUCUAAAAGACAUUUAGUCCAUAUCUUGGGAAAUAAACUAUUUGCAUGUUUAAUUCAUCUUUUAGGCUACCUUUGAGUAUACUGUACAGUGCUAUGUGAUACAAUAUCAAUAAAGUACUUAUAAAUGGCACUUUAAUAUUUUGAAAAAUCAUAAGUAACACACUGUUGUAAAUUUCAGUAUUGAAUAUUGACUGGUGCAUAGACUCAAAUUCUGUAAUUAAAAAGUAACCUGCAGCUAGUAUAGAACAUUUUCCUGUUGUUAAAAAACAACAUUUUGCCAUGUUCAGGCUUUUAAAAAAAAUGUGUUUCUGUGCCAUUGUGCGUAUCUAUAAAGGAAAUACAAUUCCUGUAAAGCACCUCUGAAACUUGGCUUUUUUAUGUUUGGUUUGUGUCUGUGGCAAUCUCUAUAAAAGUGAGUGGAAGUAUGACUUUUGAAUUAAAUGAUUUUUUUCCAUUUGAUAA
Peromyscus californicus insignis is the source of this 8226-nucleotide messenger RNA. RefSeq names its product Rho GTPase activating protein 26 (gene Arhgap26). The coding region runs from base 344 to 2653 and encodes 769 amino acids. Gene Ontology annotation, molecular function: protein binding; GTPase activator activity. Gene Ontology annotation, cellular component: cytoplasm. The record is from RefSeq and is a predicted model, not a curated record. Gene Ontology annotation, biological process: signal transduction. Lineage: Eukaryota; Metazoa; Chordata; Mammalia; Rodentia; Cricetidae. The transcript is spliced from 24 exons.